Trachemys scripta elegans is the source of this 2375-nucleotide messenger RNA. It is a transcript of the gene ITFG1, whose product is annotated as integrin alpha FG-GAP repeat containing 1. Bases 79 to 1755 code for a protein of 558 amino acids. Gene Ontology annotation, cellular component: plasma membrane. NCBI's taxonomy places the organism in Eukaryota, Metazoa, Chordata, Testudines, Emydidae. The transcript has 17 exons. The record is from RefSeq and is a predicted model, not a curated record.
CGGCCCCUCCCCCCCGCUGCCGUAAGUGAUGCUGGCGGCGGUCGCGGCAGGCUGUGAGGGGGUUGGAGGUGCUGGAGGAUGGGGCGCUGCUACCUGUUUGGUCUGUGCUUGCUCCUCGGGCUGCUGAGGGCUGGCCGGGGGCUGCAGAACGUCACCGCCCAGCUCUUCGGGGCCGAGGCCUUCGGGACCCUGGCGGCCUUCGGGGACUUUAACUCGGACAAGCAGACGGACCUGUUCGUGCUGAGGGGCGGCAAUGAAUUACUUAUCUUUCUGGCAGACCAAAAGGAGCCGUAUUUUAAACCCAAAGUCAAGUUGUCAAUAAAUCAGGGUGUCAUAACCAGUGUGGUUCCUGGAGAUUAUGAUGGUGAUUCACAAAUGGACGUCCUUCUGACAACAAAACCACAAAAUCACAUCACUAAUGAAUUAUCGGUUAUUAUUUUUUGGGGACGCAAUCAAACAUUAGAUUCUAAUCGUAAGACUGUGUUAAAUAAAACUUUUCAUGAUGAGCCUCUAAUUAUGGACUUCAAUGGUGAUUUAAUUCCUGAUGUCUUUGGUGUCACAAAUGAAUCAGAUAGACCUCAGAUACUGCUAGGCAGGAAUUUAUCAUGGCAUCCUGCAUUGGACACUAAGAGUAAAAUGUACAUACCGCACUCUCAUGCAUUUAUAGAUUUGAAUAGAGACUUCACUGCAGAUCUGUUUCUUACUACGUUAGCAAGUUCCCAAAAAAUUCAGUUUGAAACAUGGGUAAAUAAGGAUGGGAAUUUCUCCAAAGCCACAGACAUAAAGCAAAAACCUGAAGACACGAUGGUUGUUGGACAAUCAGUGUUUGCCGAUUUUGAUGGGGAUGGGCAAACUGAGCAUUUACUGCCAGCCUGUGCUGAUGUAACUUGUCAAAAAAGUGCCAUCUACUUAUCUAAACCAGGACUGAAUCAGUGGAUACCAGUUUUACAGGACUUCAGAAAUAAGGACACACUCUGGGGUUUUGUGCCGUAUAAAAACAAUCAAUCCUCAGUUCCAAUUACUCUUCACAUUGGAGAUUACAAUAUGGAUGGCUACCCAGACGCUCUUGCCAUACUAAGGAAUACUUCUGGAAGCAAUCAGCAGGCAUUUUUAUUAGAGAAUGUCCCAUGCAACAAUGCAAGCUGCAGGAGUGUACAUCGUAUGUUUAAAGUCUACUGGGAACUCUCUGAUCUAAAUCAAAUCAAAGAUGCUGUGGUGGCAACCUUCUUUGACAUUUAUGAAGAUGGAAUCUUGGAUAUCAUUGUACUAAGUAAGGGCUAUUUCAACAGUGAAUUUGCCAUCCACACAUUAAAGAAUAACUUUGAAGCAGAUGCUUAUUUUGUUAAAGUUAUUGUUCUUAGUGGCCUCUGUUCUAACGAUUGUCCUAGUAAAAUAACACCAUUUGGUGUGAAUCAGCCUGGACCUUAUAUCAUGUACACAACCGUAGAUGCAAAUGGGUAUCUGAAAAAUGGUUCAGCUGGACAACUUAGCCAGUCAGCUCAUUUCGCUCUCCAGUUGCCUUACAAUGUGCUAGGUUUGGGACGCAGUGCUAAUUUCCUUGAUCACUUAUAUGUUGGCAUUCCUCGUCCUUUAGGAGAAAAGUCCGUAAGAAAACAGGAAUGGACAGCUAUCAUCCCGAACUCCCAACUUAUAGUCAUUCCAUAUCCACACAACGUUCCUCGAAGGUUGAAAACAUUAUAUCUCAUCACCACAAAUGAGGCACUUGCAGCUAAUUUUGCUGAAAUACUUAAGUAAAAUCAAUAUCAAACAAUUUGUACUUCAAGGAAAGAAUGAGAUGACAUUUGAUUGGCUAUAGUUGUUUUACAGCCUUAUGUGACUGUAUUGACAUCUUGUUUAUUAACUCCCUAUGAUUAAUAGGGCUGGUUUUCAUAAAACACCAUAUCACACUGGCACAUCUGAUGUAUAUGAAACCAAUAAAACUAUAUUUUUGAACAUAGUCUUUAAUGGCUCAGAAAUAUGCUACAGCUCAGGAGUAAGCUUUCUGGAGCCUAAACUCCUUUAUUAUCAACAGUAAAAAUUAUUCUGAUGUGAAAAAUCUUUCCACUAUUAUAGUCUGUAGUGUACUCUGCGUAAGGUACCUACUACAUGUUUUAAAAUCAGUUGUUAUGAAUACCCAAGCACAAAAAAGUGACUGAAAACAGAUUAGAGAGACUGUCACUUUGUCUCUCAAUACACUCUAAUAGUAUGGGAUGUGCAAAGACGUUUGUCACAAAUACUGAAAUUGUUGCUAUCUCUGUAUCUCAUAGAAAUGCCCUGUUAUAACCUGAUUUAAGGCCACAUUAUUUUUUCAUGGAGUAAAACCUAGAGCACUCAGGAAGCUCCACAAGUGUGUCAGGCAGACUCUUUUAUACAUU